ACUCACUUGCACAGAAAUUCCCCUCGUCUUAUUCCCGCUCGUCGUUAGUGCAUCCCCGCACCUAAGUACAUGUAACUUGAAUCUUCCAAUCUCGAGUGGCAUAGUAUCAGAUGUUUAUUGCCGAUCGACGGAAAAGCUUUGCGACUAUUGCCAAGCCCAAGUGGCUGGCCUAGGUCGUGAUGCUAUACGAAACUCGCAGAUGAUGUAUAUAUUCAACGCUUGCCCCUCUCGUCACUGGCUUUGAUUUCUCUUUCCCAUCAUCGCGUCGUUCUCCGACCAUUUGCCACACACAGGAACUCAUCCAAAUCAUCUUUUUCAAACCACGCAUCAUGUCUUCCAUCGCCAGAGACGACAAGACAUCACCGACCUUCAUCCCGCUCGCCGGCGUAGCUCAGGACGGCUGGUCCACAGAGGAUGAAGCAACAGCAACUUGCCUCUGCGGCGCCGUUCAACUUUCAUUUCCAACCCAAGGCCGCGGUCUUCUCAACCGCUUCAUCUGCCAUUGCACAGACUGCCGCAAGAUCUCCUCUUCCAUGUUCUGCUCCAACUUUUCAGUUGCCGACAGCCACCUCCGCCACGUCCGUGGCAAAGACAACCUCAAGUCCUUCAGCCAGUCCCGCACCAUCGCGACGGGCAACGACAUGGCGAACCACUUUUGCGACACCUGCGGCACGCUCAUGUACCGCGUCAGCUCCGGCUUUCCUGGUAUGAGCAUUCUCAGGCUCGGCACUAUUGAUGACUUCCGCCUCGUGGAGACGAAGCUGAAGCCGCAGGUAGAGCAGUUCAUCGACACGCGCGCAUCUUGGUUGAAGCCUGUUGAUGGGGUUAUGCAGUUGGACCGUAUGCUUACUGCGCAGGAUAUCAAGAGUCUUUUAUAGGCACAUAGUCAAUACAGCAAUUCUUCCCCAAUGGUAGAGCACACAGUAAAGCAGCUAGAUUGCAUGAUGGUUUAGUCUCAG
Molecule: messenger RNA, 959 nt
Organism: Colletotrichum godetiae
Lineage: Eukaryota; Fungi; Ascomycota; Sordariomycetes; Glomerellales; Glomerellaceae
Product: Mss4-like protein
Exons: 3
Coding region: 330-878 (182 amino acids)
Molecular function (GO): carbon-sulfur lyase activity
Source: RefSeq, a predicted model, not a curated record